Molecule: messenger RNA, 1159 nt
Organism: Gadus chalcogrammus (walleye pollock)
Lineage: Eukaryota; Metazoa; Chordata; Actinopteri; Gadiformes; Gadidae
Product: lysophosphatidic acid receptor 6-like
Exons: 2
Coding region: 116-1093 (325 amino acids)
Biological process (GO): behavioral response to pain; G protein-coupled receptor signaling pathway
Cellular component (GO): membrane
Molecular function (GO): G protein-coupled receptor activity
Source: RefSeq, a predicted model, not a curated record
CUGGAACGGUGCCUUCAUCGAGAGCUCAUAACGAUGACUGAAUUGUAAAUCAGCCAUGAAGAGCACACAUCAAUAAAGCCUGCAGGCGACAACACGGCGACGCGCGUCAUCCGCCAUGGAGCCGUGGAACACGACCACGGGGCCCUUCCCCGCCCGGUCCAACUGCACCCUGGACACCAGCUACCGCUUCACCUUCUACCAGGUCUCCUACGGCGCCAUCUUCCUCGUGGGCCUGGCCACCAACGGCCUCGCGCUCCACCGGCUCUGGCGCUCCCCGCGCGCCCUCAACAGCACCGCGGUCUACAUGGCCAGCCUCUCCGUGGCCGACGCGUGCUUCGUGGCCUCCCUGCCGCUGAGGAUCUACUUCUACCACCGGCGGGGACGGGCCUUCUCCGCCGCGCCGGCCGACCGCGCCGCGUGGCCCCCCGGCGGCGCCUUCUGCCAUCUCACCUUCGCCGUCAAGUAUGUCAGCCUCUACGGCGGUGUCUUCUUCCUGGCGUGCAUCGCCCUGGACCGCUACCUGGCCGUGGUGCACCCGGCGCGGUCGGCGCUCCGCCGGCUGCGCUUUGCCCGGCGGCUGAGUGCCGCCGUCUGGUGCGUGGUGCUGGGGCUCAGCGCGGGCCUGCCCCUGCUGCGCUACGCCGGCCUGGUGUCCCCCCGCCGCCACCACCCCUGCCUGCUGGACCCCACCUCCCGCCGGCAGCGGCCCCUGAUCCUGAUGGCGCUGGGCCUGGUGCUGGGGGCCUUCCUGCUGCCCGCCGCGCUGCUGCUCUUCAGCUACUGCCGCGUGCUGAGCGUGCUGGGACGGCGGCGCUGCCGCCGGCGCCGCCGCCGCGCGCUCACCGUCAUCUACUGGGUGCUGGCCGUGUUCCUGCUGUGCUUCGCGCCCUACCACGCCAACCUGCUGGUCUACACCCUGAGCCACGUGGGGCUGCUGCCCGCGUGCAGCCUGGCCCGGGCCAGCAUGGCGCUGCACCCCGUGGUGCUGUCGCUGGCCAGCGCCAACUGCUGCCUCAACCCGCUCGUCUACUACUUCUCCAGCGGCCCGGUGCACCGGGAGCCGGCCGGCGGCGGCAGCGGGGUCAGCCACUGAGGCGCUGGAGCGGUGCCCAGAGGCCCCGCGGUAGAGCGGCACGCUCAGGGGGGGGGGGACUGGGCA